GGCCAAUGAGGUGUGUCGUUAGUAAUACGCGUCGUAGUAUUAGUUGCAUCCGGGUGAGGACUUUGGGGUGAGUAGUUUUUUUUUCUUAGAAGCUGUCGGCUCUCAGUCUUCAGGAUGUACGGAUCGCUUCGGGUGUUGCUGCAGGUGCUCUGGGCCCAGCUGCUUUGUGGGUGGGUGCUCGGCUCCGAGCUAACUUUUGAGCUGCCAGACAACGCUAAACAGUGUUUCUACGAAGACAUCAUCAUGGGCACCAAAUGCACCCUGGAGUUCCAGGUGGUGACCGGUGGUCAUUACGAUGUGGACUGCCGUUUGGAGGACCCAGAUGGCACAACACUCUAUAAGGAGAUGAAGAAGCAAUAUGACAGCUUUACCUUCACAGCAGCCAAGAAUGGCACCUACAAAUUCUGCUUCAGCAAUGAGUUCUCCACCUUCACGCAUAAGACGGUUUACUUUGACUUCCAGGUUGGCGAUGACCCUCCACUCUUCCCCAACGAGAACAGAGUCACUGCUCUUACUCAGAUGGAGUCAGCCUGCGUGUCCAUCCAUGAGGCUCUGAAGUCGGUGAUUGACUAUCAGACACACUUUCGCCUCCGUGAGGCCCAGGGACGCAGUCGUGCCGAGGACCUCAAUACCCGCGUCGCUUUCUGGUCCAUCGGAGAAGCUAUUAUCCUCCUGGUGGUCAGCAUCAGCCAGGUGGUCCUGCUGAGAAGCUUCUUCUCUGACAAGAAGACCACGACAACACGUGUGGGCUCAUAACAGCCUCUGAGAUCUGACUCAUCACUUCCUUUGUCUGUUCUUGGGCUUGUGUGCAUGGAGUGCAUAGGAACAGCCGCACUGAUCUGUAAUUGAAUCAUAUCAAGCGGCCAGGUCGUACAAUCUGACUCGGCUACUUAAAUCAGUACAGCUGUUCUUACAACUUUAUGCAAAUUAGUCUUGAGGAGAAAAAAUAGUUGUGGGUUUUUGAGGAUUUAAAAAAAAACAGGAGGAAGACUUGAUAUGUGUUGCUUGUAACUAUCUGUAUUUGAAGCAGUUCAAGCACCGGCCAUAUAGCUAAAGAAAAACUUUAAGUCAUUUGAAUAUUUGAAAUGAUUUCUAAAUGUGUUCUUAUUUUAAAUGUGUCCUUUUCUAACCCCUGUCUUCAUGAUCUGUUCCACUUUUCAUCCCAAACUGCUCUGAAAUAAGCACCCGAGUGGACACUGGGACUAAAUGUAGUCAUAUUAUAAUGAUACUGCGGAUAUUUGUCUUUAUCUGCACUAGCUCUCAAAAGCCGCACUCUCAGUGCGAAGGUUGGAUUUGUUUAUGAAAAAUCUGUUGCAUUUUUUUCCUGUGUUACUAAAACUCACUUUAUUAAGUGAGAAAUGGUAGAUGUGUUUUUUGUUUUGAUCAACUUUGCCAUUUUAGAUAGUAGUUAGAAAGGAGUUUGCUGUGCUCUGCAGAGAGUAAGCAGUCCUUUAAUCCAAUAUUAGUUUGACACCCUUUGUUCACAAGGUGGUUGUUGGGUUGAAGGAUUGAAUUAAAAUGCAGAAGGUAUACCACGAGUGACUGCAAACCCUAUUCCUUAAAGAAAAUCUCGAUAAAUUAAAACUAAGUCUUUUCUUGUUUCAAUUUGCUCUCUUUUACGUUGGGGAAAUGUUGGUUGGUUUAAGUGUGAGGACAUCAAGGUAAAUUAUAACAUAUGGGAUGUAGGGUUUUUGGGGUUUUUUUUAUUACAUCUGUGUGAAUCUGUGGCAGACACAAAAGAAAUGACUCAUUCUUGUAUUUAAAAAUGCAUCGUUUUUUCUGUUAAGCGGCAAUGCCAGCUGUUAGAAGUGCACCAGUUCCUUAAAUCAUUGUCUUUCUUUGAGUCGACGCUGUCCAUUUGGUUUUGUACAACAAUAUUGUAACAUUUGUGUGGAUGGAAGAAUUGUUGCUUGAAUAGAAGAUAAUUCAAGUGAA
This is a messenger RNA of Oreochromis aureus, 1935 nucleotides long. It is a transcript of the gene tmed7, whose product is annotated as transmembrane p24 trafficking protein 7. Gene Ontology annotation, cellular component: endoplasmic reticulum; endoplasmic reticulum-Golgi intermediate compartment; Golgi apparatus. The record is from RefSeq and is a predicted model, not a curated record. The transcript has 4 exons. The coding region runs from base 115 to 756 and encodes 213 amino acids. Gene Ontology annotation, biological process: intracellular protein transport; endoplasmic reticulum to Golgi vesicle-mediated transport; Golgi organization. Lineage: Eukaryota; Metazoa; Chordata; Actinopteri; Cichliformes; Cichlidae.